AUGGACGCCUCCUCCCUCUGCAUCUCCAAGUUCGAUGGAACUAACUUCCACGCCUGGAAGUUCAAGAUGCAGAUGGUGCUGGAGGAACGGGACCUAUGGGAGGUCGUCAGCGGUGAGAUCAAGGCGGAACAGUGCGAGACUCAGUUGGACCAAGCGACGUACAAGAGGAAGUCAAGAAAGGCGAUGGCAGUGAUCUGUCUAGCCAUGGAAGAUUCCCAGCUACCGUUGGUCCGGUCGGCAAGUGGUGCAUGCGACGCAUGGUUGUUGACGGUCAUCGGUUUCUACCAGUAUUGGUAA
Messenger RNA from Peronospora matthiolae, 297 nucleotides. NCBI's taxonomy places the organism in Eukaryota, Oomycota, Peronosporomycetes, Peronosporales, Peronosporaceae. The record is from the annotation of a GenBank genome assembly.